AUGCCGGAGGUGCCAGCUGCCAACGCUGACACUCUCAGCCCCUUCCACUGUGGGGAGCAGCACGUGCAGCGCAGGGCCGGCGUGCGCGACAGGACCGAGGAUGUCGGUCGCCGCUUCAUCCGUCCGUUCAUGCCAGACCAGCACCGCGAGUUUUACGCAGAGCUGAUGUUAUUCUUUGUGGGCAGCGUGGACGCGGAGGGGCGCCCCUGGGCCUCAGCGCUUUUUGGCCGCCCGGGAUUUGUCUCUUCGCCAGACCCCCACCACCUUGUCAUUGCGCCUGGCAGCCGCAACGCCGCAGACCCAGUCAACCUGGCCGUGGGGUCCAAGGUGGGCGCACUGGGCCUGCAGCUCCACACCCGCCGCCGCAACCGCGUCAACGGCACAGUGGUGGCCGCCACCCCUGAGGGCGGGCUGCUGCUGCAGGCCGACCAGUCGUUUGGCAACUGCCCAAAGUACAUCCAGACGCGUGACAUCACUCUGGACGAGGACCGCCUGGCAGCCCACCACGCUGCCUCCGCCGGCGCGCAGCUGACGGCCACGGCCAGCCCCUCGCAGCAGCAGCAGCAGCAGCAGCAGCAGCGUGGCGCCGGCGCCCUGGGCCGGCGGCAGCGGGCGCUCAUAGCGGGCGCCGACACCUUCCUGCUGGCAACGUGCCUGCCGCCAGGGCGCGAGGAGGCCUGCUCCUCGCUGACGUGGCCUGACUACGUUGGCAACAACUUCUUCAACAGUCUGGGCAACAUCACCGCCAACCCGGCAAGCGGUCUGCUUUUCAUCGACUGGCUGACGGGUGACACCCUGCAGGUCGCGGGGGAGGCGGUUGUUGACUACGACGACACGUCACUGCCGGGGGCGCAGCGCACCCUGAACUUUCAGGUGCGCGAGUGGCUUCACACGCCUGCUGCGCUGCCGAUCCGGCCGGCGCCCGUUAUCGAGCCCAGCCCCUACAACCCGCGCCUGCUGGCCGGCGCCGGGCCCGCGCCCAAGCCUGUGCGGCUGGUGCGUGUGGCCCUGGAGGCGGAGGGCAUCAAGACGUACGAGUUUGAGGCCCCCCCGUCCAUGCGGUACAGCCCCGGCCAGUUUGCAUCGUUUGACUUCACGGUUGACCAGGGAGGGGGGACGCGGUCCGUCAUCAACCGCAUCUGGACCAUCAGCAGCCACCCGGAGGAGACGGCGGCAAGCGGGCGCUUCUCCAUCACCGUUAAGCGCGCCGGCCUCGUGUCAAGCCUGCUGUUUGAUUCCGCGACUCCCGGUGACGCGGUGGCGUUCCGAGGGGUGGGCGGCAGCUUCACGACCGUGACCAACAGCACCCGGCCUGCCCUGCUCGUGGCAGGUGGCAUCGGCAUCACCCCCCUGCGCGUCAUGUUCAAGCAGCUGCUGUCCGAGGGCCGCGCCGCCACGCUGCUCUACUCCGUGCGCAGCCCCCACGAGGCCGCCUUCCUGCAGGAGCUCACCAAGCUGGCCCAGGCGCAGGCCGGCGCUGCCGACGCCGGCGCCGACGCUGGGGGCGGUGCCAAGGAGCCGCCCCGCGCCGCCGUCGUGGCCACGGUCACUGGCAGCGCAAACAGGGCCUGGCGCGGGCGGCGCGGGAGGAUUGAUGAGGCAUUGGUGCGGGAGGUGGCAGGCGGCGGCGGCCUGGCGGGUUGGGAGGUGUACAUGUGCGGGCCGGAGGCGUUCAUGGCGGCGAUGGAGGGGGUCCUGGCAGCCCCUUCAGCGGUACACGACCAUGCAAUGACAGCUGCGCGCAAACGCCCGCGGCUGGCGGUGCUGCUGCUGUCGGCGGUGCUAGCCGCCUUGCUGCCCCGCUUGACUGAGGCCGGCCUGGACAUGCGGCUUCGUUUGGGCGUGCCGUUUGCGUUCAACCCAUCGGUCAUAGCACUCCCUGAGGGCGGCUACCUGACAACUGCGCGCACCGCCUACAUGAAAGGCGUUGCGGGCCGCUGGUGGUGGAUCAACAGCGCCUACAUCUGCCGCGACACCGACAUCAACUUCCCCCAGCCCGCCUGCCGCCGCUACGACCCCUUCGGCGGCCGCUUCCAGGAGUGCAUGUGGCGGGGCCUCGUGGACACGCGCGGGAUAGAGGACCCGAAGCUCUUUGUGUGGCCGGGGCGCGGCGUGUACGCGGUCUUCAACCGAAAGCCCCGCGCCAUCGCCCGCCCCGACGCCGUGCUCGCCUACGGCACCCCGCCCGCCCCCGAGGCCUGCCCGGACGACGAGCCCUGGCUGCAGCAGUUCAUCGCCGCGGUGCGGCCCAGCGCCGGCGCCGGCGAGUGGGCGCUGCGGGAGCCGGUGGCGCUGCGGGUGACGGUGCCCGGCUUUUACGACGAGCAGCGGGCGAAGCGGCAGAUUAUAAAGGAGAAGAACUGGAUGCCGCUCGUCGCGGACGACCGGCUCUACAUGGUCCACUCCAUCCACCCGCAGCACCUGGUGUUCCAGAUCGCUCGCGACGGCUCGACGCCGCGGCAGCUGGCGAGCAGCUGGCCGCCGCGGCUGGGGGCGCUGCUGGAGGGGCGCGACGUGCACGGGGGGCCGCCGGCGGUGCACGUCACGGGGGCCAUGCUGGAGGGCGCGGGCCUCGGUGGGGGUAGCAGCGGCAGUGGCGAUGGCGUUGACAGCGGCGCAGGAGGCGGGCGGCGUCGCGGCUACCACCUUGGUGUGCUGCACUACUUCACAAAGAACGCCACCUGGAGCAAGACGCGCGGCAAAGACACAAAGUACUAUUUCCACUACUUCUACAAGAUGAGGGACGAGCCGCCCUUCGCGCCCUGCGCCCUGUCUGCCGAGAUACCGCUCGUCUUCCGCAGGGCGCGCCCCGCGGCCAAUGGCGAGGCGCUGCGGCGGCAGCGCAUCUGGAAGGACACGAGCCACACCGCCUUCGUGUCUGGCCUGCACCUGCAGGGGACGCAGCAGCAGAACCAGCGCGCCAACUCCUCGGCGUCGGCGGGGCGAGGCGGCGGUCACGGCGGAGGCAGGGGAGGGACCGGGGCGGGCGCGGCGGCGGGGUCUGAGCCGCGGCUUCUGGUGAGCUACGGAUCCAGCGACAUCGACGCGCGGCUGCAGAUCCUGACGCUGCGGCAGCUGGAGGCCCUGUUCGCAGGCCUGCCAGACACGUGCUGA
Monoraphidium neglectum is the source of this 3114-nucleotide messenger RNA. RefSeq names its product putative pyridoxamine 5'-phosphate oxidase. The record is from RefSeq and is a predicted model, not a curated record. NCBI's taxonomy places the organism in Eukaryota, Viridiplantae, Chlorophyta, Chlorophyceae, Sphaeropleales, Selenastraceae. The coding region runs from base 1 to 3114 and encodes 1037 amino acids. The transcript is spliced from 15 exons. Gene Ontology annotation, molecular function: oxidoreductase activity.